UUGGCUUCAGUUAUGACACACGAGAAAGGUUGCUGUGAUUCCAUUUGUCAAUGUUUUUUCGAGUAUUUCACGCCGAAAGUAUUGGUGAUUCGGAGUAAGAAAGUGGGAACAAUCAAUCGCCUUACACAGGCCUUAGUAAUUGCAUAUGUGAUUGGAUAUGUGUGCGUCUUGAAGAAGGGUUAUCAGGACACCGACACGGUUCUCAGUUCUGUCACUGCCAAGGUGAAGGGGAUUGCUUUGACCAACACCUCUGACCUGGGACUGCGGAUCUGGGAUGCAGCUGAUUACGUUAUUCCUCCACAGGGGGAGAAUUCAUUUUUCGUGCUGACUAACCUGAUCGUCACUCUAAACCAAACACAGACAACCUGUGCAGAGAAACCAAGUCAAGCCUCCAUAUGUUCUUCAGAUAAAGACUGUAAGAAGGGCUUCAGGUAUACACAGGGAAACGGCGUGCAGACAGGUAGAUGUGUGAAUUUCUCAGAGUCUGUUAAGACAUGUGAGGUUCUGGCCUGGUGUCCUCUGGAGAAUGCGACUGAACCCCCUAAUCCUCCAAUGCUGGCAGAUGCGGAAAACUUUACAGUGUUGAUAAAGAACAGUGUAAGAUACCCCAAAUUUAACUUUAACAAGAGAAAUAUUCUGCCACACAUAAACAGCAGCUACUUGAGUCAAUGUGUGUUCAACCGCAAGACAGACCCCGACUGUCCAAUCUUUAGACUCAAGGACAUUGUUGAAGAGGCUCAAGAAGACUUUCAGACCAUGGCUGUGCAUGGAGGAGUUAUGGGAGUCCAUAUUCGGUGGGACUGUGACCUUGACAUGCCAAAAAGUUGGUGUGUGCCCAAGUACGCUUUUCGCCGACUAGACAAUAAGGAUCCAGACCACAAUGUUGCCCCAGGAUAUAACUUCAGAUUUGCCAAAUACUACAAAAAUGGGGACGGUGAGGAAACAAGAACUUUGAUUAAAGGAUACGGCAUUCGAUUUGAUGUGAUGGUGUUUGGUCAGGCAGGAAAAUUCAACAUUGUUCCAACACUUCUAAACGUAGGUGCUGGGUUGGCACUUCUUGGACUGGUCAGUGUUGUCUGUGAUUGGAUUGUCCUGACAUGUAUGACAAAAAGAAACCUCUACAAGGAACAGAAAUAUUCAUACGUUGAUGACUUUGGAUUGCUCUCUGAUGAUGGAAUCCCGUAAACAACAUGGCAGAACAGACCAGUAUCAGAUAAAAGGACUAUACCCUCAAAGUUGCACUAUAAACAAAAGCACUUUCGCUUUGCACAAUGUCUGUCAUAUUCUUAUUGUUUGCCUAGCUUUAUACUCAGUAUAUGAAGUCACAGUGAAAUCUUCAAGCCAGUUAAAUGUAUGCUCAGUAUAUGCAAUCACAGUGAAAUCAAGCCAGUUAAAUUUAUGCUCAGUAUGCAGUCACAGUGAAAUCUUUCAGCCAGUUAUAUUAAUGCUCGAUCAUUCAUCAUCUUAUUUUUUCCAUUUUGCUCACUAUUGUUGAUUAGAACAUGGAGUCACAUGUCUGGCAGCUCUAUCCGGAAUAAAUGUUAGCACUUUCCAAGGCAAGUUGUUCUAACUGUAUGAAACUGAACUUCAGACAAUAAAACACGUUUUUACAUUUUAUUACCACUUACCACUAAGAAAGUUGUUUAAAUAAUAUGUAGUUGAUCGUCUUUGUCACCGAAAAACAAUCUCACACACACGUUCACUGUGUUGUAUUUUUACGUACAGAAACU
Chanos chanos (milkfish) is the source of this 1730-nucleotide messenger RNA. It is a transcript of the gene p2rx4a, whose product is annotated as purinergic receptor P2X, ligand-gated ion channel, 4a. The transcript has 12 exons. Gene Ontology annotation, molecular function: ATP binding; extracellularly ATP-gated monoatomic cation channel activity; purinergic nucleotide receptor activity. The coding region runs from base 13 to 1185 and encodes 390 amino acids. Gene Ontology annotation, biological process: calcium ion transmembrane transport; response to ATP. Lineage: Eukaryota; Metazoa; Chordata; Actinopteri; Gonorynchiformes; Chanidae. Gene Ontology annotation, cellular component: plasma membrane. The record is from RefSeq and is a predicted model, not a curated record.